AUGUUUGUAAAACAUAGCAACACAUUCCAAGCAGCAUUAAUACAAGGACAAACACCCGAUGAUCUUAAACAAAACAAUUUUUCAACUUUUGUUAUUUUUCUUUAUCAAAGUAUUUCUAUUAAUGGACAAAUGUUGUCAGGCAUUUUCCAUCCCUUUUUGGGAUUCCAAUCGUUGCCAGUCGAUUUACUUUUGAGGAAUUCUAAUGUUGGGCAGCCUGGAAAAUGGAUUUUUCGUAUCGACAAUCCUUCCAAAAUUUACUCCUGUCCGUCUGGAACUUUGGGUCCCCCAAUAUGCCAACAAGAAUGCGAGCCAGGCACUUGGGGACUUGAUUGUGCUUCGCGUUGUAAUUGUUUUGGCUCUAUUCCUUGUGAUUUUGCUAGUGGAAUGUGUGCAGGGGGGUUGUGUGCUACAGGUUUUACCGGCAAAAACUGUGCUGAGGAUAUUGAUGAAUGCUCCCUUCAUUUACAUAAAUGUUCGGCAAAUGCAACUUGUUCAAACACGCCCCCAGGCUCGUAUACUUGUACAUGCGCUCCAACAUUUAUUGGAAAUGGAUUUAAUUGCACAAUGUUCGACCCUUGUAAAAAAAGAUUUAACGAACAUUGUCAUGUUUAUGCUCAUUGUGAUUCCAGCAAUGAAGAGAUACCUGAAUGUAUUUGUAAUGAAGGUUUUCAUGGCGAUGGGAGGAAAUUAUGCACUCCUAAUGCCGAAACAUCAACAACCAGUAGUACAACAACAACAACAAAACUUACAACAACAUCACAAACAUCAACUAUAAUGGAAACAUCAACAACAAAAACAUUAGAAACAACACAACAAACAACAAAAUUAAAAACAACAAAUACAAACAUUUUUGAAAAACAUUAUACUCCAACAACAACAUCAAAUGUUGUAGAAAGAGUUGGCAACAAUCAAGAAAGGGGGAAAAUAUUUAAAGAAGAAAAAAGCGGUAUGACCGAUAAGGAAUUGCUAGCAGCGGCAAAUGAAUCGGGGACUCUAAUCCUCGUCGUCUGUUCAAUUCUCGGCUCAACAUGGCUUAUUAUAGCUAUUGUAUUUUCAUUAAUUUAUUGUUUUAAAAGGCAACGUUUACGGCAAGUUGAAUAUAAUGGGGGACCUCAAAUGCUGGGAUGGACGCCUAAAAGAGGAAUAAUAAAUAAUAAUACUUUAUCAACAUGUAAUAGAGGAAUUAAUAGAUUAAAUAGAUAUAAUAAUAAUAAUUUUGCUAUUACUAAAUUUGGAUAA
Molecule: messenger RNA, 1239 nt
Organism: Meloidogyne enterolobii
Lineage: Eukaryota; Metazoa; Nematoda; Chromadorea; Rhabditida; Meloidogynidae
Source: the annotation of a GenBank genome assembly